Molecule: messenger RNA, 1193 nt
Organism: Cornus florida
Lineage: Eukaryota; Viridiplantae; Streptophyta; Magnoliopsida; Cornales; Cornaceae
Product: mitochondrial import receptor subunit TOM20-like
Exons: 6
Coding region: 154-756 (200 amino acids)
Biological process (GO): protein insertion into mitochondrial outer membrane
Cellular component (GO): mitochondrial outer membrane translocase complex
Molecular function (GO): protein binding
Source: RefSeq, a predicted model, not a curated record
AACCGUCUUUGAAGACCGUCAAAGUCAGGCUGUCUCUUCCCAGUUCCCACUCAAAACUCUUGACUGCCUCCUCAUAGAAAAGCCCUAACUGGUUGGAUAGUUGGUUUGAGAAAAAAAAAAAUUAAAAAUAAAUCAAGGGUUUUAUCUGUCGACAUGGACGGGGAAAACGACUUCGAUCGCAUCCUAUUCUUCGAACAAGCUCGCACGUUCGCCGAAGCCACCUACGCCAAAAAUCCCCUCGAUGCCGAUAAUUUAACUCGAUGGGGAGGGGCGUUGCUCGAGUUAUCGCAAUUCCACAAUGUUCCCGAAUCAAAGAUAAUGAUGCAAGAUGCAAUAUCAAAGCUGGAGGAGGCAUUGAUGGUCAAUCCUAAUAAGCAUGAUGCUCUUUGGUGCUUGGGGAAUGCACACACUUCUCGUGCUUUUCUGACUCCGGAUCAAGAUGAAGCUAUGGGUUAUAUUGAUAAGGCAACUCAGUAUUUUCAACAAGCUGUUGCUCAGGAUCCGGAAAAUGAACUUUACCGCAAAUCUCUAGAAGUGGCUGCUAAGGCCCCUGAGAUGCACAUGGAGAUUCAUAAGCACGGUUUUAGCCAGCAGGCUACAGGGACCGAGCCUUCCACUUCUUCAACUUCAAAGAGUUCGAAGAAAAAGAACAGUGAUAUUAAGUAUGAUAUAUUUGGGUGGAUAAUCCUUGCAGUUGGCAUUGUUGCAUGGGUGGGAUUUGCAAAAUCUCAUGUACCUCCACCUCCUCCAAGCUAAGCCAAUCAUUUGGCACAUAUCCACGGUAGUUGAGGAACCACAUCCAUUAGAGGCCUUUUCUUGCUGACAUGUCAAAAUUUUCCUUCCAUUUGCAAGUUAAUUUAUUGACCUGAUUAAUGUUUUUGACCAUUGUAAACUGAAUAUUAAGAAAGAACAUAUAUUUUUUAUGGUUAAGCAGCUGUUCUGAACAUGCUAGAUGCAUUUGUAUUGCAUCUAUUUACCCUCCUUUUUCAAGUGUGAUUUUAUUUUUCUUCGUUUUGGGGGGUGGUAGGGGAUGUUUUGUUUGACACAGCAGAGGGUAGGAGCGGAGACAGCCAAUUGUGAAGUUGAGGGUGGUAUCAUGUAAUGCACCAGUUGACUACUUUUAUAAGACUUCCAACAUAGGGUCUGGAACUUAGUACUACCCCAAUUUGAGGAAUGCUAAAGGUUUUCUGUGC